Molecule: messenger RNA, 3202 nt
Organism: Colossoma macropomum (tambaqui)
Lineage: Eukaryota; Metazoa; Chordata; Actinopteri; Characiformes; Serrasalmidae
Gene: mboat7
Product: membrane bound O-acyltransferase domain containing 7
Exons: 9
Coding region: 71-1507 (478 amino acids)
Biological process (GO): phosphatidylinositol biosynthetic process; lipid modification
Cellular component (GO): mitochondria-associated endoplasmic reticulum membrane contact site; membrane
Molecular function (GO): lysophospholipid acyltransferase activity
Source: RefSeq, a predicted model, not a curated record
CCCUGCUCAGCGUAGGAAGUGACUGGGUGAGGAAGUGUCGAUAGACACACGGGCACACAGCAGAAUAGAAAUGUCUCCAGAUGAGCUGGUCUACCUGGGGAUCCUCGCCGCAUCAAUUUCCGUGGGAUUCCUCUUCCGCCACCUGAGUCCUCCAGUGAAGCAGGGCGCAUCAUUGCUCUUGGGUCUCACCAUCACUAUUGCAACCUGCGGCAUCCACACACUACACUCACUGUGCACAGUUUUAGGAACAUGGCUGAUCAUCACGUUUAACUGGAGGAAUGCUCCCUCUCUGUCCCUGGGAUGGACCUUCCUCUAUCUGCUCUUUUUCCGGCUGGCCACAUGGUUCGGUCUGCCGCCUCCCGGCCCUUUCGCCAAUGCCAUCCAGCUUCUUCUCACGCUCAAGAUGGUCAGCUUAGCCAAUGAGGUCCAUAGUUAUCACUCAGAGAAGAAAAAAGAUGUGAGCACCUUCUCCAAGUCUCCAGUGAUUGGUGGCCUCUCCCAUGUACCCUCCUUCUAUGAUGUUAUAUCCUACAGCUACUGCUACAUUGGCAUCAUGACAGGUCCGUUUUUCCGCUAUCAGACAUAUGCGGACUGGCUCGGGCAGCUGGACGCUGUGUCUCUGCCGGGCAGAGAGCCAUGUCUGCUCAGGCUGAAGAUGGUGCCCGUGUAUGGAGCACUCUUCCUGUUUGCCAACUCCCUGUUCCCCCUCUCAUUCGUCCGCACUGAGGAGUUCCUUGAACAUAACUACUUCUACAGCACAACACUGUUGUGCUGUUGUAGGUUCUUCUACAUGGUUGUGGUGUUCUUCGUGUUCCGGAUGAGGUUCUACGCGGCCUGGUGCGGUGCGGAGGCAGGGUGUAUCAGUGCAGGACUGGGCUGCUACCCACAGGGGGCGCUCUCCAAACCUGGAGGGGGACCAACAGUCCAGUACAGCCCUGAUCCUGGUGCUCCAGUGGAGUAUGACUUUAAGACCAUCCAGAACAUUGACUGCUACAACACAGACUUCUGUGUGAAGGUCCGGCAUGGUAUGCGCUACUGGAACAUGACGGUGCAGUGGUGGCUACAUCACUACAUCUACCCAAAUGCUCCCUUUAGAGCUUAUGCCCUGAGGGCUGGUUGGACUAUGCUGAUCAGUGCAUACUGGCAUGGUCUCCAUGCAGGCUACUACCUCUCCUUCCUUACCAUUCCUCUGUGCAUGGCAGCUGAAACCUCCAUGGAGACGUCAGUCAGGGCCCGUUUGGGUCCAGGCGGCCAAAAAGCUUUUGACUGGAUCCACUGGUUCCUCAAAAUGAGGGCGUACGACUACAUGUGCAUGGGCUUUGUCCUGCUGAAGGCCAGCGACACCCUGAACUACUGGAGCUCCAUCUACUUUAUCAUCCAUGUCAUUGCACUGCUCUGCAUCGUGAUUGGCCGAGUGAUGGGAGGAGGAAGGGGGGAGAGAAAGAAAGUGAGUGAGGGAGAGAAAGAGGUAAAGAGAGACGAAACGGUGAGAGAAAAGGCAGAAUGAAACUGAUAUAAAUGUCCCGUGCAAGUAGUGGGAUGAGAGUUAGUACAUGUACACAGGAAAAGAACUACACAUCCCGUCAUGCACUGUUUUUGUGCCAGCCAGCAACAGCCAUUCCUCUGUUGUCGGAGGUUUUCAGUGGUUAUAUGGGAGAAGAGAUGCAGUAUUAUGUUAACAGAACAUACUGUAUUAAAAGAAGAGAUGUUUUGUAUGACCUGCCAUUUUUAUUAUUACAAGAAUUGUGAAACGGAUUGUGGGGCUUGUUGUCCAUAUUUCUGUCUUUAUUGAGUUAGUACCACACUAAAUAACUGGCCUUUACAUUUGUGGGAACAGUCUAAUUAUAUUUUUUUUUGUAUCUGCACGUUUCAUGAUCUCAUUUGUGCUUAUGUCUCGAUUGUUUUUAUUGUGUAUUUUCAUGUUUUCUAAAGUCAAAAGUAAUAUAUCACAAAGUAAAUCCAGUAUACAGAAGACAGGGGGUGUCAUUGAGCCAAGCAUUCCUGCUCAGCCAUCAGCUGUGUCUUGGGACAGUGUCAUAAAUGGCUUACAAAUUCUGUUGUAAAAUAUGCCGUUGCCUUUGCAGAUGGGCAUCAUGUUUACUGACCACAGAAACCAUCGGACCAGACCCCUGAGUUUUUAGAGAUUAAAUAAUUUCUUUCGACUAACAGAACGUGUUCACACAGAAGUUGUUAGGGUUGAGAUGACUUUGCUUUUGUUGUUCUUUGCUUUGGGAGAACUUGAACGUUGUCUGACUCUUUAAUAGUGCUGUCACUGUUAUAAAGGUUGUUUUUUAGGUAUCAGGAGAAUGUGAAAGGAACUGAGUGGCCACAUUUUUACUAUCCGUCGUGAGACUACUUGAAAGGUUGAAGCUUGAAUGCAAGGCUGUAGUAAUCGGAGGCGUCCACGUCCGUUGUGCUGUUUAGCCCCUUAAAGGACCUCUAAGGGCCAGUCAGUGGGUCCAGAAUUAUAUCCAUGUAUAACCAUGCACCUUACACAGUAGUUUCAUAGUAGUUACUAGUAGCUACUAUAUAAUAGCAUAGUAGUUACUGAGUAUUAAACCCUAAGAUUAAUUGCUGAAUAAUAAGACUGGACUUUAAGGGGUUAAGAAUUUGACUUGAUUUACUCCUUUUGACUCCAGGUUUCUUUGGUCAGUGUUUAAUACCUGUUUGCUCCUUCACUCGUCAGCCUCUGCUUCACUUUUUAAUGUUUAUGACAUACCUUAAAUCCUAUGUGGACGAACCCAUCUUGUAACAUUGAAUUUUUGCUCUGAUGAUGAGGAUGAUGGUUAUUAUUAUUAUUAUUAUUAUUAUUACUAUUAUUUUGGGCAGUACUUUUUGUACAGAAUGUUUUUCUUCCAUCACUGCCAUAAUGUAUGUGGGAAAAAUUAGCCAAACAACCACCAAUCACAAAUCACAAGCCACUGAGGCCAGUUACCAUGCAGUUUUUCUUGUUUGUCUGUUGCCUGGAUGUGAUUCUGCACAGCUCACUGUAAAUACCAUCCCAAAGUCCUGUAAAGCUCAGCUGGUGUAAAACAACAGACAUGGAUUUAGAGUCUCCACAUGGCCUCAGUAUUUUCUUACUGUGCAGCACAACAGUGAUGGGGUGUAAAUUCUUUACCACCUGUCUAGUAUCACAACCUGCAGGGUGUUUUUAAUGUUUUGUGGCCCAAUAAACAAUACUGAUCAUCUGCUGUGGUCCCAA